GCUGCACUUGAGUCGUUUUACCACAUCAGACAUGAAAGUUACUGUACAGCUGCAUUUGAGAGGCAGCCCCCAAAGGAGUGAGAGAUGGCAAACUAGCGGUUGUGUCUCUAGUAAGGACCAUAUGUCUGCCUAUGUUCAUUUUUAAAUGGGAAUCCUAUGAACAGUCAAGCAUUAAGAACUUCCAUGAUGGUGGCUGAAGAACUGUCUGUUGUGUCUGCUUCUCCCCAAGAAGAAGACUGCCCACUGCAAAGCCAAGAUGAAAGUGUCUUCACUUUUGAGAAGAUUGUAAAUGUCAUUGGUCACUUUGGAAGAUACCAACAGAUCCUUAUUUACUUGCUGUGCCUCCUGGCUAUCCCCAAUGGAUGGCACUCACUCUGCCAGGUAUUUGUGAGUGCCACCCCAGACUUCCAUUGUUCGGUCAGAUCAGAGGAGAUCCAGUUUGCUAUACAAGGAGUAAACAUUAGUGAAGAACAGCUGUGGAAUGCAACUCUGCCAAGAGAGGUUGGCGCUCAAGGAAUGGUGUCAUGGAGCCAAUGCCAAAAGUAUGACCUGGAGCAGGCAAGGGUCAACCUGUCGUUAGGCUUGGUGGACUGGAGCUGGUAUGUUAAUCAGAGAAACAACGGAAGCCAUCAGGUGGUCUCCUGUCAGUUUUGGUGGUAUGAUAAAUCAAGGUUCCUCAGCACCACGGUGACAGAAUGGGACAUUGUGUGUGAUCGACAUUGGUUACGACAACUCGAUACAACCUUUUAUAUGGCUGGGGCAAUCAUUGGAUCUUCAGGAAUGGGAUGGCUUGCAGACAUCUUUGGAAGAAAGAACAUUCUUCUGUGCAAUUUAUUCCUGAUGAUUCUUUGUUCCCUUCUGGCUGCUUUUUCCCCAGCCUUUUGGUUUUUUCUCAUAAUGCGUUUCCUCAUUGGAAUAUUCUGCCCUGGGGUGUACUCCAUCGCUUAUAUCUUAGGCAUGGAGUUUGUGGGAGCAAGUAAACGUCAUCUGAUUGGACUGAUAAUUGGCAUAUGUUUUAUCGUGGGCCACAUUACUUUGACUGGAAUGGCAUACGUGGUUAGAGAAUGGCGAAAGCUGCAGCUGUUCAUUGCUGUGCCUCCACUUGGGUGCCUUAUUUACUGCUGGUUCAUCCCAGAAUCUCCAAGAUGGUUAAUUCUGAAGAACAGAACUGUAGAGGCAGAAAAGAUCAUCAGGAAAGUGUCUCACAUUAACAAAGUUGGGUUGCCUAAGACUAUCAUCCUCAUAACUGAUUCAAAGAACAAGAGCAAAACCGUGAUACUCAGGAAGCACACACUUCUAGACUUACUGAAAACUCCCAAUCUGAGAAGAAACACCUUGACUGUGUUUAUAAGCUGGUUUUCCAUCAGCUGUGGUUAUUAUGGUCUAGCUUUAAACACCCAUAACCUGUCAGGUGAGCCCUACCUUAACUUCCUUCUGACAGGAUUGGUGGAAAUACCUGCAGCUGCCUUUUUCUUUGUGAUCGUGGACAGGCUGGGAAGGAAACGGAUCAUCCUGGGCACGGAAGUGUUGGCUGGUGUGACUUGUGUGGCUGUGGCAUUCAUUCCUGAUGCCUUUGGAUGGAUAAAUGUGACGCUCUGCUUGGUGGGACGUUUUUUCAUCUCUAUGGCUUUUGGUGUUAUGUACCUGUACUCAGCAGAAAUAUUUCCAACAGCUCUAAGGACCACAGGAAUUGGAUGUGCUCAGAUGUUUGGCAGACUUGGUGCCAUAGCCUGUCAAUGGGUAAUCCUUCUGGCCGACUUUUGGAGGCCAUCACCUUUUGUGACGUUUGGCAUCAUGUCAUUUGCAGCAGGAGUUACUUCUCUGUUUCUGCCAGAGACCCUUGGCCGAACAUUACCGGAGACCCUAGAGGAUGGCGAAAAAAUGGUGUAAAAAUAUCUCUGGAAUAGUCCAAAGUAGCAAAAUGUUUGGUGCUUUGAAUACUGAAAAAAACUGACCAUUGUUAAUGGUUACUCGUGAAUUUCCUUCUAAAAUAAUAAACAUGCCAUAAAAACAUUACAGGGCUGCAUGGACAGUACAAUACCAAUUUGUGAUCCUUAGGUGGUAGUCAUUGCAAAGGCAAGCACUGUGCAGACACCCCAGCUUUUUGUUGAGAGUACAACACAACUUGAGCUUCCUAACAGCAUCAUUGUAGUGAAUGUGA
Messenger RNA from Polypterus senegalus (gray bichir), 2161 nucleotides. Its product is annotated as organic cation transporter protein-like. Gene Ontology annotation, cellular component: membrane. The record is from RefSeq and is a predicted model, not a curated record. Bases 157 to 1890 code for a protein of 577 amino acids. NCBI's taxonomy places the organism in Eukaryota, Metazoa, Chordata, Cladistia, Polypteriformes, Polypteridae. The transcript is spliced from 11 exons. Gene Ontology annotation, molecular function: transmembrane transporter activity. Gene Ontology annotation, biological process: transmembrane transport.